Molecule: messenger RNA, 6729 nt
Organism: Poecilia latipinna (sailfin molly)
Lineage: Eukaryota; Metazoa; Chordata; Actinopteri; Cyprinodontiformes; Poeciliidae
Gene: mapk4
Product: mitogen-activated protein kinase 4
Exons: 8
Coding region: 1120-3297 (725 amino acids)
Biological process (GO): protein phosphorylation
Molecular function (GO): MAP kinase activity; ATP binding
Source: RefSeq, a predicted model, not a curated record
CAGUUACUCUUUAACAGACCCAGUCGCUGUUUAACUUUCGUCUGUCGUCUGUGUGUCUCGGCUUUCACCCCGUUUCUCCUCUUUCUACCCACCAGCAGCAGAAGAAGAAGUAGCAGAUGUGCUGUGCAGGAUGUUCUCUGUUUGACCACGGCCUGCUGCUGAAAGCCCUACAUUCAUGAGAAGGCAACAGAAAGAAGAUUACUGGGGGAUUAAACACAUGCACACGUGUGCACAUGCAAACGCAGUGGGGUACUACGGUUCCGGGAUUUAACUUCCAUCCAACUGAUCUGAAUGAACUUCCCUGACUGACUGAGAGACUCCAAAGGCAUCAUGGAAGAAGAGGAGGAGCCAACAGAGGCUCGCUGAAUGUUCUGUCCGCUGACCCCACCUUCUUUCCACCUGUCUCACCAUCAAAGGCUCGGAAAGCUUUAAAUUGCAAAGCUGACUGUCCCACAAUGUCUUGAUGCUUAGCAGUAGUAUUAGCCUCACCUAUUGCUUGCAUAUUUCUGCCUACCCCUGCCCUGAUUUAUAAAAAAAAAAAAGACUAGCUGACAUUCUCAUCUGGGAGAUACAGAGAAAACUUCAUUUUUAAAAAAUCCUGCAGCCAUAGCAGAAACCCCCCCCCAAAACAUCAAGUGUCAAGAGGAAGAUGCUGAAGAGAAAGUGAUAUUUUUAAACCUUUGCUGUGGAUACCUUACCACCACCACAGGCUUACACAUGAGACUCAAGGAUGACUGACAAAACCACACCUUUGAUUCCUUUAAGUUCAGAGGUUCUGUUUUUAGCUCAAGCUCUUCUUGUUUUGGAUCGGAUCAACGACAACAAAGAAAUAUUCCCAUUGCUUUGUUGUUUAUGCUAAGAUGAGUAGCAGAUCUGAUGUGAGAAUUGCUGCAAGGAGAUAAAGAUAUGUCUUAUUUUUGCUGCAGCACAUCUCUUUUCAUGAGGAUGUAAACCAGAUGUGGCUUUUCCAAAAUAUUUUGGAGUAUACGAGGCCUUAACAGCAGGAAAUACAUUUGCACGCUGAGGUUCCUAAAGAAAGUGCAGAUGACGAUUCACCAGCAAAAUGUAACAUCUUCUGCAUAAAACAAGAGCAAACCUAUCCCCUCAAUCUGAGCUGCAAUGGCCAGCCAGGCCACCCCUAUGUUUCUCCACGGCUUCGAACUCAGCGGUCAUUUUGUUGACCCUCGACCUCUUGGCACCGGUGUCACCGGGCUGGUGCUGUCUGCUGUCGACCAGCGCACUGGACAGCGAGUAGCUAUUAAAAAGUUGUCGAUGCGAGACGCAAUCACAGUGAAGCAUGCUCUGCGGGAGGUGAAAAUCACCCAACGACUGCACCAUGAGAACGUAGUGAGUGUCCAUGAGGUCUUAGCGCCAUACGGAUGGCCGCUGCCCCAGGACCCAUCCCAGCUGAGUGCCAUAUACAUCAUCCAGGAGUGCAUGGAGACCGAUCUGGCCCGGUUACUGGACCAGGGACCACUACCUACAAGUCAUGCCACCCUGCUGUUUUAUCAGCUGCUGAGGGGCCUAAAGUUCAUCCACUCAGCCAACGUCCUCCACCGAGACCUGAAGCCUGCCAACAUCUUCAUCAACACAGACCAAAUGCUGCUCAAGAUCGGAGACUUUGGACUUGCCAGAAUAGUGGACCCCCAUUAUUCUCAUAAGGGCUAUCUGUCUGAGGGUUUGGUGACGAAGUGGUACCGUUCCCCCCGUUUGCUCCUGUCCCCCAACAAUUACACGAAGGCCAUAGACAUGUGGGCUGCUGGCUGCAUACUGGCUGAGAUGCUCACUGGACGCAUGCUGUUUGCAGGAGCUCACGAGCUGGAGCAGAUGCAGCUGAUUCUCGACACAGUGCCCGUACUGAGAGAGGAGGACAGGCAGGAUCUCCUACAGGUGAUGCCUUCAUAUGUCAGUCAUGGAUGGAGAAUCAAGAAACCUUUCUCUGAGCUGCUGCCUGAAGUGGAUCCUUGGGCGGUGGAUUUUCUCGAGCGCAUCUUGACAUUUAACCCCAUGGACCGUUUGACAGCAGAAGAAGCUCUGUCCCACCCUUUCCUUCAGCAGUACUCCUGUCCUGAGGAUGAGCCUGUCUCCUCGCACCCUUUCCACAUUGAGGACGAGCUGGACAGCCUCAUCACCGAGCAGAGCUUGAGCAGCAGCGACAGUCAGGCCUCCAGCUUUCACUGGGAAAGGUUCGACAACAGUUUAUCAACCAACAUAUGGGCACCAUACUCAGGCGAGAGGUGUCGGUGUUUGCCCUCUGGUCCUGUUCCAGCUGACCUGGGAGACACCAUAGAUAACGAAGAGGUGCAGCGGGACCCCAGGGCCAUUUCCAGCUCUCUGACAGAAGAGGCGCAGGUUGACCCCCGCAAAUAUUCCCAUAGCAGUUCAGCUGAGCGUUUCCUGGAGAGCUCUCACUCGUCUCUGGAGCGCGUCUGUGCUUUAGGAUACGGGGAGCUUGACUGCGGUCGCUCCUGCGAUUACAAAGUGGGCUCUCCUUCAUAUCUGGAUAAAAUUGCAUGGCGAGAGGGAAAGCCCCAGCACUACUCGGAGCCUAAGCUGAUUCUGGAUCUGUCUCACUGGAAGCGUAACACUGGCAGACUCCCCGCGCCUGCCGAGCCCAUUGGUGGCAGCAUGGAGGACCUGGGAGAGGUGAGGGUGGAGGAAGCAGAGGAAGCAGAGGAGGAAACCGGGGAUUUGUUCCAGGAAAUCACUCGCUGGGUGGAGAGUGCUCAUUCUCGUCUGCACUCGCCCAGUACCAGUCCAUUAAUGGACCACUGCUCACCCUCCUGCUACACCUCCUCUCCCCCUCUUCCGCUGUCUCCCACGGACCUCCCAGCUCCUGUCUUCCACUACAACGAACAUAUCCGCCCUCCAUCAGUUGACUAUGACGAGGACAGACUGAGCCCGCUUCCUUCCAGCACAUCUUCCUCCAAUACCCUCCCCUUUCUCUUCCCAUCGUCGCCCACGGCUAUAUUUUCACCUCAAACAGCAUCGCCACCACCUACUCCACUUGUGCAGCUCCCAGCAUCUCAACCGCUGUCCUCUACCUCCUCUGUAUCUCAGUCCCCUAAUGCAGACUCCACAGAAUCUCUGCCAGUCAAGCAAAAAGAGCGCUUGUUUGACCUUGAUGUGUUCAUAUCCCGAGCUCUGAAGCUGGUCCGGCAGAAUAAAGAGAAAGUUCAUGUGAAGAAAGGAAAAGAUGAAGGCUGGAUGGAGGAGAGCAAAACAGCGAGCAUUAAAGGAAAGGUGCCCCGGCUUUCAGAGCACAGGACUUCCCCAUCACAGACUCCCAACUCCUAAUCUCAGUUCCAGAGUUAGCACAAAAUAACUAUAAAAUUAGUCACACUUCAAAAUAUACUGCAAAUGAGGGAUGUUCUGCAUUCUACAGUAGCAGCUUGUCUUUUUAGCACUAAAAUGGCUUCAAGACAAAACCUUCAGUUUAAAAACAGCAGUUGUGCAGCUUUGGUUCUCAGGCAAUAAAAGCUAAGAAGAAACUUGAGUAAAAUAUAAAUCAACACACUCGGCUCUAAUAAAUACUAAACAUUUACUCGAUGUGAGUAGUUCUGCUUUAUGCCUGUACCAACAGGUAGUAAAGCUAACUAUCAAUCGUUCAAAACUUGAUGAUCGCUAAUGAUGCUUUGUCUUUGUACUAAAACUUGGGUUUAAUGAGUUCCCAGUUGGAAAUACAACACAAAUGUUCCCUGAAGUCAUAUCUCCUGUCAGUAAAGUGAAAGGUCUCUUGGUGUGUUUGUUUUUGGAAGUCAAAGCUCCGAUCUGAGAACAACUUCACACACGAGUCUGAUAAAGAAUAAUGUUCCCUAAAAUUAGAAUUAUGACUAAGAAGGUCAGAGGUCUCCUGUUAAAUUUUCUCUCACGUUGACACUCUGAUGAGAAAAUGACACUGCACCUGAGUUUUGUACAUUCCAUUGGUGUGUUCUCUUAUCGAUAGGAAGUUGGAUUUUCCGAAUUCCCAGUUGAAAUGCAACGAGAAUAUCAAAAUUCUAACUGUGAAACUGUUAGAGAAUAUGUAAGCGUAGUGCUUUAAUGCAAAACAUGAAAACCAAAAACAUAUCAGUUGUAGUUAGCCCCAAAGACAAACAGCCAGUCACACCAGUUUUCUGACUUAAGGCUACAACUCUCUCAAAUUAAGACUCAGAUCUCCAAGACAAACUGAGAGCAACAUAUUAGCAAAUUAGAAAAUUUGUGAGGUUUGCUAACUGUUUUAGUUCUAUACCGCUGUCACAACUUAAAGGUAAUAAAAUGACUGCCAUGUUGGAUGCUCUCUUUGUCUCCCUCUCUCUCUUCCAGUUAGAUACUGAACUCUGGGAUGUUUGGAGAAUUACAACUUACCCAGUCAGAAUUUUGCCUCCAGUGGUUGUUGUUGUAUAUCCCACUGGGAAUUCUGGGAAAUCUGAAUUUAGAGUACAAAAACAAGUCACAAUCUGAACAGCCUCGAGUUCAGUCUUCAUUAUAGCCGCUGUAUAUAUAAAACAGUGAAGGUUGCAGGAAUCAGCUAUUAACGCUUCUGUCCGCUUGUGUCUAAUGAAACCUGUGACACACAUGCUAAUGCACAACCUCUGAUUUUGAAUAUGCUCCUUUGCUAUUUAAAUUGUAACCAGCUUGUGGGGAUGUGACGUAGUGCCAAGGUUCAAGAAUCCAACUUAAUCCAAUGCACGAAAUACACGUCACAAAAAAUUCGUCACUGAUAACAGCACUCUUAGACUCUUAUUAUGUGCUUAAAACAUGCUGUAAUUAUCUUUCUAAACUCCAUCCUGUUAACUCUUGAAAGAAUCUGUCAGUCUUCCAACAACAUUUACCAAAUGACGACAAUAAGUGACGCAGUAAAAGCUUUUUCUAAGCGUUUGAAUGUAUUAACUAAGAAGAAACCAGACAGAGUGUGGCGUGAUCAACUGUUAGUUUUAUUUAUUGCUGCUUUUACACUCCCCCAAUGAGUUACUAAGUUUUAACAAUGGAAUCUUGUAUAAAGUUAUGUUCAUAUUGGAUUUUCAAGAACAUGUAAUAUAUCACUAGACAUUUUUGUGGCUAAAAUAGUUCUGCAAUAUUUUCUAAAUAUUAGAAAGUAUGAUCUUUUUAAUGAUUUUGGAGUUAGCUGGGAUUUUGUUUGAAUUUGUAGUGAGCUAAUCUAUGGUAGUGCUUUAUGAUUCUUCUGCCAGCUGGACUCAUUUUUAAACACAUGUAAUUUGUUUCCUGCCUGAUGUACCAAAUCUGUUCCACAAUGAAAACAGUUUUCUUCCACGGCUACGGGCCUAAAUACCUUCUGCUCACUUCAAUAUUAGCAACAAAAAGCUGUAGCAUGUAUAACGAUUAUCUAUAAUUUGGGAAAUGUAGAGUCUGCCAAGUAGCUCUAUUUAUAAUGUACAUUUUUUUUCUGAACUCUUUUAUAUAUUUAUUAGGUUGUUACUGUAGAUGCUUCUGUUUUGUUCACUUUUUUAAUGGUAUUUUGGCUCUUUUAUUUCUCUCAGCCAAGUCAACCAUACUGGAAAACACACAGCACCCUGCACACUUACUGGCAACCCCCUAAAAAUAAUAUAUAUUUUUUUUCUAAAUCAAGUAAUAUUGAUUUUUGUUUCAGCUAUAAUUUUACAAUAGGAUAUCUUAAUAUGUGUGGUGCCAAUAAUUGUGGAGGGUGGUGCUGCUGAGAUGUGCUGUAUGGCUGUUGGAAAAAGCCAGCUAAGUUCAGUUCAUUUUUCAUAUGUCCUCGGUCAACGGUUGUAACAAUUUGAAACACAAUGCCUUGCUGUGAAGUUAUCGUUAUGUGUAUGCAGAGUGUAGUUGCACCUGUCCUGGAGUAACCCUGUAGAAAGUACCAGAGGUAAAACUCUGAGAUCAAAAUACACUGCCAGCAAUACUGCAAAACAAGCAUGUUUAGUCAUAUGUUUGUCUUUCACUGAAUGACCAUGAUAUAAACCACAGUGAUAUUGCUAUCAAGCAUUGAGUUUCAUAUCAAUCUGCUCAUUUUAUGCACACUGUAACCUGCAGGUAGUCAAGUAUUUCCAAAGGAUACUAACACAAGAUAUACUCUCAGUACAACCCAGAGAAACAGCAGUCAUAUCACAUAUUUCUGUUGUUAAAUUUACAGUAAAGCACACGUGGAAUAUGAAGCACAUUAACAAAGGCAGCAUUUGGUCACCAUCAACAUUACGACUCUGUAUUGUCUUCUUUUGUCAGCGAUGUACCUCUCAAUAAGAACAAAAACCUUGACAUAUUUAGAGCACUCAAAGAAAGUAAAAACUGAUCCAGUAAUAGAUAAGUUGGUCUACAGUCUGACUUUUACCACGUCUUAUAAUCUACAUUUGUAGCACAGUUUAUUUCAGAGGCAACCUAAGCCAGCAAUAAUGCCAUUUAUUGAGUGACACAAACACACUGAAACACAUGUGGUUACUGAGCCAAAAGUAAAAAUCCUUAUUCUAUCAAGCAAUGUUGAAAAUGUGCCUCGGUACACCUCGAUGCUUCCAGCUUGCUGAAUGUAAAAUAUGCCCUCAUCUCUGUAUGGCUAUGCAGGUAGCUUAAUCCAUGUCUUAAUGGUGUACGUCUCUGAAACAGUAACAAAUUAUCUGGUUUCUUAUUCCAUAUUUAUCAUACUUAUGCUUCAGGGGGAUUUCAGCCUUUCAUUUGAGAAAAUCUGUGGGAAUUUUAUUGUAUCGGCUUGAUAGCAUCUCUUUUGAGUGUCAACCUUUGUUGGAAAAUUAAUAAAAGAAUGUUGAAAAAAGA